CACUUUUCUCAGCAGACCUCUCCGAGAAGAUAACUCGAGCGCACAGGCGAACACUCCACUCUGUCUUUGCAAGAGAUUCACAACAGCGGCAGCAACAGCGGCGGCGGUGACAGUAACCUGAGAGGCACGGCACCUAUACAUCUCACACUGUAACUGAGCACUCAGAGUCUUCACUGGCGACAAAGAGAAGAAUAGCUCUAUAUUUCACAGAAGUCUUGGAGGACUGCAGAAGAAAAUAUAAUUCAGCAUUGCUGAUCCGACUCGCAAAACAAGUUUGUAUUUCUCUGCCCGACUGUCCAAACUUGUAGUGCCAUAAUGUCUGAUAUAAUGCCAUACAGCGAGGGGAAGAUGGCUGGCUACGGAACUGACAGCGAAAGUCAGAUUUCCUUCAGCUGUCGGCUGCAAGACACCAAUACCUUCUUCGGGGGGUCGCAGCCCAAGAGACCGCCUAAGCUGGGACAGAUCGGCAGAGCCAAGCGAGUGGUUAUUGAAGAUGACAGAAUAGACGACGUGCUGAAGGGAAUGACAGACAAGUCCUCGCCCGGCGUGUAAGCCUCACAAACUGACAACACGUUUUUUUUUCUUAACCGAUUUGAAAGCACUUUUGGCUGUGCAUGUGUUCGUGGAUUGUAAACGGAAAGAGAAACAAAGAAAAAGAAAGGCGGAUGAAAGAGGAAAACAAAGAGGAAAGAAGAGCGAAAGCGAAAGAAGGAUUGUUGGGGUUCCUGGCAAAUCUCCAAACCAACACAGAUUUCUUCAAACCAGCACUGCGCAGAAACAAUGAUCGGGGUGUCUGAUCGGAGCGGCUCUGUCUUUCCGCCUCAGCCGAUGUGUUGCGAUGGAUGGACUUGCCAUUUCACAACCACAAUCUUUUUCUUCCGAGAAAAGCUGUAAAAAAAAGAAUAAACUGGAAGCUGAAACCAUUGUAAGAACCAUUUCAUAGCUGUACAGGUCAUGAGCUUCAAGUUCAUUUCGAUACACGCAUAACUAAGUAAGGUUCAUCAAAAUACAAAGCCGCUUUCAAAGAGAGCUGUCGAUUGCUGCACCACCGACUCCGAUUGCAUUCCGAACAGAGCGUCAUUUCUAACAUGCACAGGCAGGUCAGACGCCCGUCCAGUUCCGAUCUUGUGUGUUUUGUUAAGACCUGUAUGCACCCUUUAAAAAAGCACGCCGAGACCGUGUAUUACUAAUUGGAGCUAGCCCGUUGAGUAAAUAAUAACGAUAUUGAAAAAAAAAAAUGAUUAAAGGAGUCCAUUGUAUAGGUCAUGUAUUUAUUUAUUUAGCAGCUGUCUUUCCACCAUCAUAUUUUAUUGAACGCCAAUAAGGAGUGCUGUCGUUUUUUGUUAAAAAAUGAAAUCCGAUGUACAGAAACACCAGUAAAGCCAAAUCCUGUCCCAGAUAAAGAACUAUAGGAAGAUUUGUUUACGCAAAAAGCUAGCAGGGAUUGUAUAAAAUGAAUCAUUAAAAAAGGCAAAGAAAAAACUGAUUUUGCACAAAAUCUCUUACAUGAAUUUCCGAUCCUGGUGCCAACAGUCAUACAUACCCCCGGCACGCUUCUUUUUAACAAAACUCAUGUUUGUAUUUUUAUAUUUUAAUAUUUAAAUAGUAAAAUGAUAUGCUAGUUUAAGUCUUAUAAUCAAUUCAUCAACAGACCAUUGUAUUUGUGAUAAGGAUGUCGAGUCUGUCAGAAAUACAGUACUAAUGGAUACUCGUUGUCGUUGAAUUCAUUCUAUAUCAGUAUUGGAAAUGUGAAAACAGACUUUUUGAUUGUGUUUCGGUUUAUGCACACAUCAUUGUGAAACUAUUAUUAUUAAAUCUUAUACUGUGACUUGAGCUUUGUUGAUGGAUCUGUUAGAAAUGACCAGACAAAUUGCACUGUUUACGAGUGUGUUUGAAUAACUCGCUGGUAUUUGACACAUUUUGUGGACAUUUAAAAGCUGAUGUUUUGCUUUUUUAAUUUGAUUUCUUUUGUACUAUUCUUUUGAAGAAAAUAAAUAUAGAAAUAAAAAAAAAAAUGCAUACAUAAAUAUAUAAUGGUUUGUUGUGCAUGAAACCUUAAUAUUCUAAAAAAUAAAACAUAAUUUUAUGACUAUAAUGAAGCAAAAAAAAAAGUCAUGACAUUCUGAGAAUGAUUCAUUGUAAAUUACAAUGCCAUUUUCACUGCAUUUGGUGAAUUAA
Polyodon spathula (Mississippi paddlefish) is the source of this 2178-nucleotide messenger RNA. It is a transcript of the gene camk2n1a, whose product is annotated as calcium/calmodulin-dependent protein kinase II inhibitor 1a. The coding region runs from base 316 to 552 and encodes 78 amino acids. The record is from RefSeq and is a predicted model, not a curated record. NCBI's taxonomy places the organism in Eukaryota, Metazoa, Chordata, Actinopteri, Acipenseriformes, Polyodontidae. The transcript has 2 exons. Gene Ontology annotation, molecular function: protein kinase binding; calcium-dependent protein kinase inhibitor activity. Gene Ontology annotation, biological process: negative regulation of protein kinase activity.